Paramisgurnus dabryanus is the source of this 3155-nucleotide messenger RNA. RefSeq names its product kazrin, periplakin interacting protein a (gene kazna). NCBI's taxonomy places the organism in Eukaryota, Metazoa, Chordata, Actinopteri, Cypriniformes, Cobitidae. Gene Ontology annotation, molecular function: protein binding. The record is from RefSeq and is a predicted model, not a curated record.
AGUCCAUUUAAAGUGCCGCUGGGAGUCUCGCGCACAGAGCGCGCGGUGGACAAGAUCUCGCGCGCUGGGAAGCACGCUGUAUUCUCCUCAAAGUCUCUCUUCAUUAUUUUCUCUCUGACAUACACACACAAACAUUAAACAGCAUGAGACUCUAAAUAUACUUACUCAUCCAGUGGAUAUCUGGGAUCCAUGCGCUUGAUAAAGAGUCAGAAUGGGAUUUUAGUGUCUUUAUGAAGCACCUAUCGAUAUGACGCGCUCCGUCAGCUCCGUGGAUUCUUCCCGCACGCGACGAUCCGGUGAAUGAUGGACGAGAACGAGCAGCUCGCGCGGCAGAUCGAUGGCGCGAGGCAGGAGGUGGCGAACUUGCGCGCGGAACUGACAGCCACCGGACGCGGACCGGCGGAACUCGGCGAGCUGGAAGAACAGGGAGAACCGCAGGAACAUCAGCAGAGCCAGCACGAUGUACCAGUGCAAAGGCAGAAAGCCUUGACAGAGCUUAGUCAAAAAAAUGACAUCCAGGAAACAUCAUUAGAUAAAGUGCUGUUGCAUGAGGAGGUGGUGCGUCUGCAGGAGGAGGUGUCAGUAUUAAAGCAGGUGAGGGAGAUGCUGAACCGUGAGCUGGAGGAGACAGGAGGCGGUUGCACCGUGGAGCUGCUGUCAGUAUCACAGCUCCGGGUGCAGCUGACGCAAAGAGAGCAGGAGCUGGACAGAGCAAAGGAGGCAUUACAGGCUAUGAAGGCAGACAGGAAACGUUUGAGGUUAGAGAGGACUGAUCUUGUGAAUCAAAUGCAGCAGCUGUACACGACACUAGAGAGCCGUGAGGAGCAGCUCCGAGACUUCAUACGCAAUUAUGAACAACAUCGAAAAGAGAGUGAAGAUGCAGUGAGGAUCUUGGCAAGGGAAAAGGAUUUGUUAGAGCGGGAAAAGUGGGAUCUACGUCGACAAACCAAAGAGGCCACGGAACAUGCCAGUGCACUCCGCUCUGCGCUGGACCUGAAAGAGAACAGGAUCAAGGAGCUGGAGGCUGAACUAGCUAUGAUGAGUAACAUUAUGGCUCAGAAACUAGAGAGUCGCGUGUUCGUUCGCUCUCCAGAGAGACCAGCUUCACCUAAAAAUGUGUCGGCAAAACAGUCUUUGGCUACCCUCACCAAAGACGUUCCUAAGCGACACUCGCUGGCCAUGCCUAUGGAGACUGUCGUCAACGGCAACCAAGAGUGGGCGAUGCAUGCAGAGCUUCCUCUGACUGCGGCGAUACGACAGAGUCAACAGAAUCUUUACCACUCAAUGGACAGACAGGUGUUAAAAGCGCCACAGUGCGUCUGUGACGCAGACGGCAUCGGCAUGAUGUCAUCAGCCGCGGCUCGUGUCAGUCCCUGUCACUCCAAACAACCGUCAGUCAUCUCAGAAGCAUCCAUGAUGGAGGGAGAAAGAUGCUCGACUCCAUCAGAUUCACCACGACACAGAACGCAUUCUCUCUGCAACUCUCUAGAGGAUUUAGAGGAGCAAAGGCGCAGGAAGAAGAAGGAAAGAAUAGGACUGGGCUCACUGUCGCGGGUGUUCGGCAGAGGAAAGCAAAGGAAGUCAUUGGAUCCCACUCUGUUUGAUGACUCAGACAGUAUGUCAAGCCCCGCCCGUCUCAGCGUGAGCCUAUCGGAAUACGAGGAUCAGCUGGAUCGCCUGCAGCAGGUGGAGCUCGCGCGGACGGUGCCCAUGUCCCGGUGGCGCGCGGGAACCGUGCAGGCGUGGCUGGAGGUCAUCAUGGCCAUGCCAAUGUACAUGCGAGCCUGCGCAGAAAACGUUAAAAGCGGCAAGGUUUUAUUAGUUCUUACCGAUGAUGACCUGGAGUUUGUUUUGGGGAUAAGUAAUUCAAUGCACCGCAGGAAACUGCGUCUGGCUAUUGAGGACUACAGGGAUGCAGAAUCAGGACAUGGUCUUUCUAAAGCAGCAGAUAUGGAUCAUCACUGGGUAGCUCAGGCGUGGCUGACUGAUGUCGGUCUCCCUCAGUACUCUCAAUUCUUCCACACUCACCUGGUGGACGGACGUCUCCUGAGUACACUGACACGCGCCGACCUGGAUAAACACAUGCAUGUGUCUAAAAAAUCCCACCAGAGCAGCCUUCUGCUGGGAAUACAAUUGCUACACACACUCAACUUUGACAAAGAGAUUCUGCAGUCCAGGCGAGCUGAGUGUGAAAAUCAGAACACAGAUCCAGUGGUGUGGACUUGUCAUCGCAUUAUGAAAUGGAUCAAGGAGAUUGAUCUAAAGGAAUUCGCUGACAGUCUUCAGAAUAGUGGGGUCCAUGGAGCUGUAAUGGUGUUGGAUCCCUCCUUCACAUGUGAAACCAUGGCAACAGCUUUAUGUAUUCCAAGCAACAAGCACAUGGUCCGCCAUCACCUGAAUGAAGAGAUGGAGGCACUUGUUAGUGCUGUCAGGGCAGAACUUGAUCAGGAAGUUGAACCUUUGGGAACUCCACCCACACUACGCAGACAAAGUUCUCUAAGCAGCUCCUCACCCAGUUCCCAUGAUGACCAGCAGUCUUUGAGAAGAGUGAAGCAGCAGCUGGGUCUCAGCCCAAAGGAUCUCACUGGACAGAGGAACAGUCAUCAAAACCGGUCGGGCUCAUUUCCCAAGAUUGGACUUCAAGAAUUCUCGCUGCAAAGAGAGCGUUGCCCAGUUCGACAUUUUUCUGCUGCGGAGCUAACGAAUGUCUGAGUUCUCUUGCCAGAACACUUAUAAAGAAUUUCAGAAUUGUAUUUUUCCAAAUGGUGGAAAGUUCAUUUAUCAUAACAAAGUUUAACAAAAGUUUAUCACCUUCUCAAUAACUUUUGAACCGUCUGUUUGCCAGUGGAGGUCUUGGCAUUGUACUGUAUAGUAUGCCUUAUGAAGGUUGUGUGGUCUCACAAAAGACAUUUUCAAAAUAUGUUUCAAUAAGCACAUACUCUUUGAAGAUUAAUUUACCAUUUUAUUUAGCUAAGUUCAGGAGGAGCACAAUAUAUAUAGUAGGGUGUUGUGUAGGGGGAAGUACUCUGGGUUUGAGCUAAAUUCCGAGUUCGGAGACCUCCCCUCAGAUAGCUUGCCAAAUAUGACUUAUCAUAUUUGAUUACAUGUUAAAGCCACAAUAUGUAAGAUUUUUGUAAUAAAAUAUCCCAAACUUA